CAAUAAAAUGUUCACCUCAUGCCUGGAAGUUUUGGCUGGAUGUGUCAACAUAGUAGCUAAGGCUAGCUUGCUGAAGUAACGUUAACUAACGUUUAACACACUUGGUGGAUUAGGAUGAUAAGACUAGCAUUGCGUCGGUCGGCGUCCAAAAAUAGCCGCGUGGAGCUUGCACGCCUUUUAACUGCAGCUUUUUUGGGAGCGGACAGUCCACAGCAGAACUCAGGGAGUAACAUUAACGUUAGGUGUUUCAGACAAAUUCCCCACCCACCAAGCGACAAGUCACCGCUCAACCACCAUCCCCAGCCGACCUACCACCUCAGUUCAUCUCUCUUCAUGAGCAUGGCGUCAGAGGGUGAAGGGUCGUCAUCCACGCCUCACAGACACACCAACAGGUUAGCCAUGGAGAGGUCGCCCUACCUGCUGCAACAUGCACACAACCCCGUUGACUGGUAUCCGUGGGGACAAGAUGCUUUUGACAAAGCAAAGAACGAAGACAAACCGAUCUUUUUAUCAGUGGGCUACUCAACGUGCCAUUGGUGCCAUGUUAUGGAGAGGGAGUCUUUCGAAGAUGAGGAAAUUGGCAAAAUCCUUAGUGACAACUUUGUCUGCAUCAAGGUAGACCGAGAAGAGAGACCUGAUGUGGACAAGGUCUACAUGACUUUUGUACAGGCAACGUGCGGAGGUGGAGGUUGGCCCAUGAGCGUGUGGUUGACCCCUGACCUACGGCCUUUCAUUGGAGGCACCUACUUCCCUCCUACAGACCAUGCUAGAAGACCUGGGCUCAAAACAGUCCUCACCAGGAUCACGGAACAGUGGCAGAAUAACCGUCCUACUUUGGAGUCCAGUGGAGAGAGGAUCCUCGAAUCUCUGAAGGAAGGAACGGCCGUAGCUGCAAACCCAGGAGAGAGUCCUCCAGCGGCCCCGCUUGUCGCUAAUCGCUGCUUCCAGCAGUUGGCGCAUUCCUACGAGGAGGAGUACGGAGGCUUUAGAGACGCUCCCAAGUUCCCCACACCAGUGAAUCUGAUGUUCCUCAUGUCUUACUGGUCUGUGAAUCGCACCACCUCAGAAGGGGUGGAGGCUCUUCAGAUGGCCUUGCAUACGCUCCGUAUGAUGGCGCUGGGAGGCAUCCACGACCACGUGGCUCAGGGUUUUCAUCGUUACUCUACAGAUUCCUCCUGGCAUGUUCCGCACUUUGAAAAGAUGUUGUAUGACCAGGCUCAGCUGGCUGUAGCCUACAUAACUGCCUCCCAGGUAUCGGGUGAGCAGCUCUUUGCAGAUGUGGCUAAGGACAUACUGCUCUGCGUCUCCAGAGACCUGAGUGACAAGUCCGGAGGUUUCUACAGUGCAGAGGAUGCAGACUCCGUCCCAGCAUCAGGGGGGACAGAAAAGCGAGAGGGGGCUUUCUGUGUCUGGACAGCCUCAGAAGUUCGGGAGCUUUUGCCAGAUGUGGUUGAGGGCGCCACGGGAGCUGCCACACAGGCAGACAUCUUCAUGCACCACUAUGGGGUCAAGGAGCUAGGCAAUGUAACUCUGGAACAAGACCCCCACGGGGAGCUGCAGGGCCAGAAUGUGCUGAUCGUGCGGUAUUCAGUGGAGUUAACGGCUGCUCGCUUUGGCAUCAGUGUCGAGAAAGCCAACGAGCUCUUGGCCUCCGCCAGGACCAAGAUGGCAGAAGUGAGAAAUACUCGGCCACGCCCACAUCUGGACACCAAGAUGUUGGCCUCCUGGAACGGUCUGAUGCUGUCGGCCUACGCUGGUGUCGGAGCCGUGCUGGGGGACAAGGCCUUGCUGGAGAGGGCAGUGCAGGCCGGCAACUUCCUAAAGGAGCACCUGUGGGAUGCUGAACGACAGACCAUCCUCAGAUCAUGUUACCGCGGAGACGAGAUGGAGGUGCAACAGAUAUCUCCGCCUAUCUCUGGCUUCCUGGAUGACUACGCCUUCAUCAUUCGCGGCCUCCUGGACUUGUACGAGGCCAAUCAGCAGCCGGAGUGGCUCCAGUGGGCCGAGGAGCUGCAGCUCCGGCAGGACCAGCUGUUCUGGGAUGACCAGGGCGGCGGCUACUUCUGCAGCGAUCCAAGUGACAGCACUAUACUGCUGCAGCUCAAAGUGGAUCAGGAUGGAGCUGAGCCCAGUGCUAACUCCGUGUCGGCGUCCAAUCUCCUGCGUCUGUCCCACUAUGCUGGAAGACAGGAGUGGCUCCAGAGGUCCCAGCAGCUGCUGGCGGCCUUCUCUGACCGUCUGACCAAAGUCCCUAUAGCACUGCCUGAAAUGGUCCAGGCUCUUAUGGCCCAGCACUACACGCUUAAACAGAUCGUGAUCUGUGGCCAGAGGGAUGCCCCCGACACCACAAGUCUUCUAGCAGCAGUCAACUCGCUCUUUUUACCACACAAGGUUUUGAUGCUCACUGACGGCGAUGCAGACGAUUUCCUGUGCCAGCGUCUGCCCGCCCUCUCCUCCAUGUCCCAGCUGGGUGGUGUCGCCACGGCCUACGUCUGCCAGGACUUCACCUGUUCUCUUCCUGUCACUGACCCCCAGGAACUACGCAGGCUCCUGCUGGACGGGACCACGGACGUAUAUUCAGAGUGACCACUGAAGAAUUGAUUGAUAAUCAGCAGGAGGGCUGUAAUCUUCAUAGACUACACUCAUCCAAUCUGCAGGCCUAGCCUAGUCUAUUUCUGCCUCCUUCUGUUCUAGUGAAUCUGACAUUGCCAUAUAAGAAUGCCAGUGCUUAAAAAGUAAAUAAGCUACAUUGGUAGGAAUAGUUACAGCACCAUGAGGUGACUGGGGCUUUCGUCCUUUUUUUAUUCCAAACCUGUAACUCCAGCCUAUUCUUUAUUAGGAAGACCAGCUACAGUAUUACCUCAACUAUCAACUCCAGUUCUUUUUCAGCAGGCUUUCAGGGACAGUUGAUCAGUGGAGCCAUAUUGAAAUUCAGGUAUCUAAAUGUCCUUAUAAAGAAAUAUGCAGAGCAGCAUGGCAGCCUACUGAAAAUACACUGUAUGUAGCACUUGUACAAAAUGUCCUGGCUUGACUGUUUGCCCAGAAGUUAACUCCAGACUCUUGAUAGAUAAGACAACUUGGAUGAAUUUGACCAGCACUAUUUUGCAGAUGAACCAAUGUGCCCCUGUUGUCCUCUCCUGGCCCUGUGUUCCAGCUCCCACAUUCAUGUGGCAUGGAUCGGACAGUGGAGACGUGUGAGUGUGGUUAAAAAAAAAAAAAGGUUGGUUCGCAGGUUUGUAUAUCUCCACGUGUAUACAUUGCAAAAGCGUGUGUGCAUUUCAUUUAAUUAGUUGUAACGUCACAGUGAACAAGCUGCUCUCUCUUCCGAUCCUCCGUAUACUAUCUGCUCUCGCUCCCGUUAUCUUUGAUCCAGCGUGAGAGCAUUCUUCUCCACUGCCGCUGACUGUGUGUCUGAUGGCUUUUCUCUUGACAACAACAAUACACAGCAUGUAUACGCACAACCCUGAAUAAUAAAUACAUCUCCCUUUAAAGGCA
Molecule: messenger RNA, 3495 nt
Organism: Perca fluviatilis (European perch)
Lineage: Eukaryota; Metazoa; Chordata; Actinopteri; Perciformes; Percidae
Gene: spata20
Product: spermatogenesis associated 20
Exons: 16
Coding region: 115-2586 (823 amino acids)
Biological process (GO): carbohydrate metabolic process
Source: RefSeq, a predicted model, not a curated record